Messenger RNA from Colletotrichum gloeosporioides, 1107 nucleotides. RefSeq lists its product as uncharacterized. Gene Ontology annotation, molecular function: 1-alkyl-2-acetylglycerophosphocholine esterase activity. The record is from RefSeq and is a predicted model, not a curated record. NCBI's taxonomy places the organism in Eukaryota, Fungi, Ascomycota, Sordariomycetes, Glomerellales, Glomerellaceae. The coding region runs from base 1 to 1107 and encodes 368 amino acids. The transcript has 2 exons.
AUGAAGUUCCAAGUUUCCUGGGCUCCGACGCUCUGUCUGUUGGCGUCGCUCACCCUUCCGGUUCUCGGAGAACCCAUCCCCGCUCCUACGGGCGAGUACAAUGUCGGCGCCCAACGUUUUGUCGUUCCUUUCUUAGAAGAGGAGGACGUCGUUUGGCCCAACGGCGUGUCAACCGAGUAUCUCGUCACGUUGUACUAUCCUACUUCAGAUGAGAAGCCUUGCCCAAAGCCGUAUCUCGAGCCCGAACUUGUUCAGUUGUACGAGGAUUUAUGGAAUUACAACAUCUCCCACCUGACUUCGACUUUGCGGUGGAAUGCCUCUUAUCUUGAAGAGGGAACAGGCCCGACGCUCCUUUUCGGGCCCGGCGGUUGGGGUCCUCCGACUGAUGGCAGCUACAUUGCCAUUUCUGACCUCGUCUCCCAUGGAUACGUCGUGGCUGCAUUCGACCAUGUCUACGAGCAACCUUUCGUGCGAUAUCCCAAUGGCACAGGUGUCUACGGCCUCUCUCCAGCUUUCAACAAUUACACCCUUGCUUGGGUAGAAAAGCUGCAUGCCGUCAGGGUCAGACAGCAACUUCACUUCAUUGACUACUUUCCAUCUCUCGUGGCAGAGCUCGACGCGCCCUUCAAGACCACCGACCUCGGCACGUUUGGUGUGUCUCUCGGAGGCUCCGCUGCUCUUACCUUGGCACUUGAGAGCGAUGCUGUUGCCGCUGCGAUCAAUGUGGACGGUACCAACUGGGGUCGAUUGAACAGCACUUCCGACUCCGACCUGAAAAAGCCAUCGAUGAUUCUGGGCUUCGGCGGUCACAAUGCAAACUCUGACCGCACUUGGAGCAAUUACCGAGCCUGGCAGACUGGCUGGUGGCGCCUGUUCUCGGUAGAUGGAAGCGUGCAUGCCGACUGGGAGGACCGGACAUAUUGGAAGAUUUUCGGCACCACGGCUACAAUGGGGCCUAUUGACGGCAACAGAAUGGUCAAUAUCACGAGGACGUUCAUUAGAGCCUUCUUUGAUGAGGUUCUUCUGGAUAUUAAACAGCCUCUUUUGGAUACUCCUUCGGAAGAUUUCACUGAAGUACACUGGGACGAGAUUCAUAACGGACAGUAA